Messenger RNA from Melospiza melodia melodia, 1062 nucleotides. It is a transcript of the gene DECR2, whose product is annotated as 2,4-dienoyl-CoA reductase 2. Lineage: Eukaryota; Metazoa; Chordata; Aves; Passeriformes; Passerellidae. The record is from RefSeq and is a predicted model, not a curated record. Gene Ontology annotation, molecular function: 2,4-dienoyl-CoA reductase (NADPH) activity. Gene Ontology annotation, biological process: fatty acid catabolic process. Gene Ontology annotation, cellular component: peroxisome.
UCCCCCGCCAUGGCCGAGGCCGCCAUGGCCGCGCUGGUGCCCCCGGACGAGGACGGGGACGAGUGUCUGCCGCAGUACCGGCACCUGCUCAGCCCCGACCUGCUCCAGGGCCAGGUGGCCUUCAUCACCGGCGGCGGCUCCGGCAUCGGCUUCCGCAUCGCCGAGAUCUUCAUGAGGCACGGCUGCCGCACCGUCAUUGCCAGCAGGAACCUGCAGCGGGUGGCCGAGGCCUCAAAGAAGCUGGUGGCAGCCACAGGGCAGCAGUGCCUGCCCCUGUGCAUGGACGUGCGGCAGCCACAGACCAUUGUGGCCGCAGUGGAUGAGGCACUGCAGGAGUUCCAGAGGAUUGACAUCCUCAUCAAUGGUGCUGCAGGGAAUUUCCUGUGCCCAGCCAGUGCCCUGUCCUUCAACGCCUUCAAGACAGUGAUCGACAUCGACACCCUGGGCACCUUCAACACCUCCAAGGUGCUCUUUGAGAAAUAUUUCCGGGACCACGGCGGGGUCAUCGUUAACAUCACGGCCACCCUGAGCUACCGAGGGCAGGCCCUGCAGGUGCACGCUGGGGCUGCCAAGGCUGCCAUAGAUGCCAUGACCCGUCACCUUGCCGUGGAGUGGGGGCCCAACAAGAUCCGUGUGAACAGCCUGGCCCCCGGCCCCAUCACGGGCACCGAGGGCUUCCGACGCCUGGGUGGGAAAUUUGCAGAGAAGUCCAACCAGUUUUCGGCGAUCCCGCUGCAGCGCGCGGGGAACAAGACGGAGAUCGCGCACAGCGCGCUGUACCUGGCCAGCCCCCUCUCGUCCUACGUCACCGGCACCACCCUGGUCGUGGACGGGGGCAGCUGGCUCACCUCCCCCAACAGCUUCUCUGCCUUGCUGGAUGUCUGGGCUGCAGGAGCAAACCAACCCCACUGAUGGACAGCCUGGGACUGACUGACAGAGAGACAGACGUGACCUGGGACACCGUGUGGGGACAUCUCCCAGAGCCAGUGCCGACAGCCACAGCCUCUGGUGGCACUGCCAGCCCUGUGUCUGCCUGGGGGACACAGCUCUGGGGUGCUGGGU